GCAGGUGUAGUUGUCGGAAGCUGCAGAUUUACUACUGCUACAUGACGCUACAGAAUACAGGAUAAGAGGCCAGCAGCGUGUAGCGGCUCCCAGCAGUGAUAGUGGCCCACAGCCUCUCUUUCAUUGUGUGCUGUGGUGCUUCAGCCUCACCGCUCAGCUCAAUGGCCGGCUUCAGCUUCAGCCCCAGCUCCGUGUGUGUGCUGCUCCUGUGCUCUGCCGUGGUCCUCUCAAAGCCGACUCUCCGCAAAGAAAGGGUCCUCCACGACCCAGAACUGAGCAGGCAAGCCCACGAAGACAACAGGAGCUUCCAGUACGACCACGAGGCCUUUCUGGGGAAAGACGAGGCCAAAACAUUUGACCAGCUCACCCCCGAAGAGAGCAAGGACAGGCUGAGUAAAAUCGUGGACCGAAUAGACAGCGAUGGAGAUGGCUACAUCACGACGGCUGAGCUGAAAGCCUGGAUAAAACGUGUGCAGAAGCGAUACGUGUAUGAAAACGUAGCAAAGGUGUGGGCAGACUAUGACCUGAACAAAGACAACAAGAUCUCAUGGGAUGAGUAUAAACAAGCCACAUAUGGAUACUACCUCGCCAACCCAGAGGAGUUCGAUGAGUCCACAGACCAGUUCAGCUUCAAGAAGAUGCUUCCUCGUGAUGAGAGGAGGUUUAAAACGGCUGAUCUGAACGGAGACCUGGCAGCAGACAGAGAAGAGUUCACAUCUUUCCUCCACCCUGAAGAGUUUGAACACAUGAGGGAUAUUGUGAUUCUGGAAACUCUGGAGGACAUUGACAAGAACGGCGACGGACAUGUGGACGAGGACGAGUAUAUCGCGGACAUGUUUGCUCACGAGGACGGGGGUCCAGAACCAGACUGGGUCAAGACCGAGAGGGAACAGUUCUCUGACUUCCGAGACUUGAACAAAGACGGGAAGAUGGACCAGGACGAAAUCCGACACUGGAUCAUGCCGCAGGAUUAUGACCACGCUCAGGCGGAGGCCAGACACCUGGUGUACGAGUCUGACCAGGACAAGGAUCAGAUGCUGACUAAAGAGGAGAUCCUCGAGAACUGGAACAUGUUUGUUGGAAGUCAGGCCACCAACUACGGCGAAGACCUCACCAGGAGCCACGAUGAGCUCUGAGGUCUGGAUCAGCGCUCCGCUGGUGUGUGAAGACGCUUCAGUUAAAAGUCUCGUCUUCACAGCCUUCAGCUCCAGACUCCCGCGCCUCCUCCCACCGCCCCGCCGGCGGUGGGACAGAUGUUUGGGGUUUCAAGCCAACUCUAGAGACUAAAUAUGAGGACGAAUAAGAGUCGGUCCUGAACCUGAGGGUCUGUUUCGGUCUACACAGCCGUGGUUUUGUUCCUGACAUUCAGGAGCGAGCCCAAGACCCACGGGACGUACUUUCCAUCGUUGGUGCCUUCCAGCUGCAUCGCCGGCUUCACUGCCUCAGAGAUUUGAAUAGAUAGUCUUGUUGAGAAUAGGAACAGCAGUUUUAAUGUGAAACCACAGCUCAGAACGUUUCUGUAUUUAUUUAUCAAAUACCUUCCAAAUCGUUCGGUUUGAAAGGAAUCCGCUGUUGAGCUACAGAUCUUUUUUUAAACUAAAAACACAAGUGAUGUCUCUUUGUUUACAGCCUUUACUGUUCUAAUGACUUUAAUGAUAAACGUUUUAUUCAUCAAAUGCUUUAAGAACUGUUACUGAACUCAUGUUUAUUGGCAUGUUUUUUUGCACGUGUUUGGUUUUAGUGUCGCCUGUGAACAACUCUUCCCUUCAGACUUGGUUUGAAAUGUAUUUAUUUCUAUACUUUAAAUUCCUCCUCCACUACAAAAUGUGUUUUUUUUUUGUUUUUGUUUGUUUGUUUGUUGUAACAAUGGUCAAAUGUUUCAGUUAAGGAAUAAUUUAUGUGCAGAGAUAAAGAGGAGGAAAUACAUCUGUGGUCUCUGAGCAAGUCCUGUAGAAAUGGUUUGUUCGGUGUGUGGGGAUUAGAAAUCUCAUUUACUGAAGAGGCCUGUCCAGUCCAGUGUAAACAGGUAUUAUCCUGAAUUCUCUCCACAGGAACACCCUCUGGACAUUUACUACAUAGUGAAACUUAAGUCAUCUUCUGCGCAUUAAUGAAUUCUUAGGAGCUAAAAAAACAAAAAAAACAAAAAUGCAUAUUCACGUAUGCAGCACAAUUCAUGUUAGCAUUGCUUUUCAAAUGACAUUUUACAUGGUUAAAUCAUGAAGCAAUAUUCAAAGAAAAGUAUUUUAAAAUGAUUUACUGUGUGGAAAAAAAACAAAGCUAACUUUUUUAUUUAACCGUUUCUGAUGUUGCAGUUGAGCUUCACCAGUUUACACCUGUUCUUCAAUUAAGGUUGAGUUUUCUAAGUACAUCAUUGGCCUGAACAAAGGGGAAUAAAAUAUUUCCUGCCCUUGUAUCUCACUUGACUCCUU
This is a messenger RNA of Salarias fasciatus (jewelled blenny), 2429 nucleotides long. It is a transcript of the gene rcn1, whose product is annotated as reticulocalbin 1, EF-hand calcium binding domain. Gene Ontology annotation, molecular function: calcium ion binding. The record is from RefSeq and is a predicted model, not a curated record. The coding region runs from base 162 to 1136 and encodes 324 amino acids. Lineage: Eukaryota; Metazoa; Chordata; Actinopteri; Blenniiformes; Blenniidae. The transcript has 6 exons. Gene Ontology annotation, cellular component: endoplasmic reticulum.